AUGGGGCGUACACAUAUGCAUAUCAAGGCUGGCGACGAAUCAAGCAAGCUUUCCCACAUGAUCGAGACCAUCCGAGUGGCGUUGAGUUCGAUGGGUGGAGGCGAGAUAUCUGUUUCAGCCUACGACACUGCCUUCAUCGCCCUUGUCAAGAACCUAGACGGAGGUGAUCGGCCACAGUUCCCCUCUAGCAUUGACUGGAUCAUUCAAAACCAGCUACCAGAUGGUUCGUGGGGUGAUGGCUCAUUUUUUCUGGUCCAAGACCGACUUAUGAACACCCUAGCAUGUGUUGUGGCGUUGACGUCAUGGAACCUUUAUGUUGACAAGUGCGAGAAAGGCAUGCAUUUUAUCAAAGAAAAAAUAUGGAGAUUGGCUGAAGAGGAAGAAGAUUGGAAGCUAAUCGGCUUCGAAAUUUGCUUCCCCUCGCUCCUAUGCAUGGCCAGGGACAUGGAUCUGGACAUUCCUCACGAUGACCCUGCCUUCGAAGCCAUAUAUUCCAAGAGAAACCAAAAGCUCAAUAAGAUUCCUUCGGAUGUAUUGCACACUAUGCCAACGACUCUACUUCACAGUGUGGAGGGAAUGGCAGACUUGGACUGGGAAAGGCUGCUUCCGUUGCAGUGUUCAGACGGCUCCUUUUUUUCAUCACCCGCAGCCACAGCUCACGCUUUGAAGGAAACAGGCGACCUAAAAUGCCUCAAAUUCCUUGACGAAGUCAUCAAAAAGUUCGAAGGCGGAGCGUCCUGUGUCCAUCCUGUUGAUUUGUUCGAGCGUUUAUGGGCGGUUGAUCGUUUGACGCGUCUGGGGAUAUCAAGGCACUUCACCAGGGAAAUUGAGGAGUGCUUAGAUUAUACUUACCGGUACUGGACUGAAAAUGGGCUGAGCCACACAGGGUCCUGUGCAGCUUCGGAUAUCGACGAUACUGCGAUGGGUUUCCGUCUCCUCCGUUUGCAUGGCUACCAUGUCAAUCCAUGCGUGUUUAAGAAAUUCGAGAAGGACGGCGAAUUCUUCUGCUUCCCAAGGCAGUCGAGCCAAUCUGUCACUGCCAUUUACAACACAUACCGUGCUGCUCAGGUCGCGUUUCCUGGCAAGAAGGACGACGUCCUUCGGCGGGCCGAGCGGUAUUGCCGCACAUUUCUCCAGGAGAGGCGCGCCUCCAACAAACUCAGCGACAAGUGGGUCAUUCCCAAGGAUUUGCCAGGCGAGGUAGGAUACGCACUGGACUUCCCCUGGAAAGCAAGUUUGCCACGGAUCGAAACAAGGUUGUAUCUAGAGCAAUAUGGAGGCAGCGACGAUGUGUGGAUUGGAAAGGUCCUCUAUAGAAUGCCUCUUGUCAACAAUGACCUGUACCUAAAGGCGGCGAAGGCUGAUUUCACCAAUUUCCAGCAAAUGUGCCGACUUGAGUGGCAUGACCUGAAAAGGUGGUAUGACAGGAAUAAUCUGCAAAUGCGUGGUCUGUCUGAAAGUAGCGCACUGAGAGCUUACUUCUUAGCUGCAGCCAACAUCUUUGAACCGAACCGAGCAGCGGAGCGCCUGGCAUGGGCUCGCACGGCGAUACUUACAGAUGUUGUCUCCGCCUACUUUCAACGCAACGGUUGUGCUCCGGACUUGAGAGAACGGCUUAGUACUAGUAACCUCACUCGCGACCGCCACCACAGUCUAUCAAGGGUAGCAAUAAUGGAUUGGACAGAAAAUAGCAUACUACAUGUUCUUCAGGAGCUGAUCACGGACCUUGGCAAAUUUGACAAUACCACCGACACUCUUCGCAAAGCUUGGAAGGAUUGGCUUAUGGCAUGGACUGCAGAGGAGAGAAGUGGACCAUGUGAGUGGAGUACAGCAUUGUUGUUAGUUCGCACAAUCGAGGUCUGCUCAGGAAGACACAGUUCGACCGACCAUCAGCUGAACUUUUGGGAGUAUACCCAGCUCGAGGGGCUCACCUCUUCAAUAUGCCGCAAACUUGCAUCUAGGGUUCUUGCAAAGCAUGGACAUAGAAUGGAAAACAUAGAGGAUAUAGACCGACAAGUGGAUUUGGAGAUGGGAGAACUCGCUCAUCACGCUCUUCAGAGCUGCAACGGUAUCAGAAAACUGACUGGGCAGACUUUUCUCCACGUGGUGAAGAGUUUCAACUACGUUGCCCUUUGCUCAUAUGACACAAUUGAUUGCCAUAUCUACAAAGUCUUAUUGGAAGAUGUCAUUUGA
This is a messenger RNA of Triticum dicoccoides, 2193 nucleotides long. Its product is annotated as syn-copalyl diphosphate synthase-like. Gene Ontology annotation, cellular component: chloroplast. Bases 1 to 2193 code for a protein of 730 amino acids. NCBI's taxonomy places the organism in Eukaryota, Viridiplantae, Streptophyta, Magnoliopsida, Poales, Poaceae. Gene Ontology annotation, molecular function: magnesium ion binding; terpene synthase activity. The record is from RefSeq and is a predicted model, not a curated record. The transcript is spliced from 13 exons. Gene Ontology annotation, biological process: gibberellin biosynthetic process.